GUUUUUGUUUGCUCGCGAAUGGUUGAUAAGAGGAAUAUUUUUGAUAUGAGAAAUGAGAUUUAUUUUUUAUUUCACCUUCGUGCCUGUAGGUUACUUUAUAUUUUUCUAACUUAACAAAUUGAAUAAAUCAUGAACUUUGCCGGGAAAGUUGUCCUCAUAACUGGAGCAAGUUCAGGUAUUGGAGCAGCAGCAGCUGAAACGUUUGCCAAACUUGGAGCUAGUCUGGUGCUAACUGGACGUAAUAUUGAGAACCUUAAAGAAGUUGCUGUCAAGUGCUCCGGUGUUAAUCAAUUACCACUUGUCGUGCCCGGCGAUGUUACCAAGGAGGCCGACAAUGAAAAGUUAGUCGCAGCAACUCUAGAAAAAUAUGGCAAACUUGAUGUGUUGGUAAAUAAUGCUGGGAUUAUUGAAACUGGCAACAUUGAAAAUACUAACAUGGAACAAUACGAUCGGGUUAUGAAUACCAAUAUAAGAUCAAUUUAUCAUCUAACAAUGUUGGCGGUGCCACAUUUGGUGAAAACUAAAGGAAAUAUAGUCAAUGUUUCGAGUGUCAAUGGUAUUCGUUCGUUCCCAGGUGUCUUAGCGUAUAAUAUUUCGAAAAUGGCAGUCGAUCAAUUUACUAGGUGUGUUGCUUUGGAAUUGGCUGCAAAAGGUGUUCGUUGUAAUUGUGUUAAUCCUGGAGUGACAGUAACAAAUUUGCACAAGCGUGGAGGAAUGGACGAUGAGACUUAUGAUAAGUUCUUAAAGCACUCACAGACUACCCAUGCUCUUGGCCGACCGGGUACAGCAGAUGAAGUGGCUCAAGCUAUUGCUUUCUUAGCCAGUGAUUUGGCUAGCUUUUCGACUGGAGUUAGUCUGCCUGUUGAUGGAGGUCGUCAUGCUAUGUGCCCACGUUAAUUGUGUAUUUGGAACUUCUUCCAAAAAAUAAUAAAACUGGCAUUUAUGUAAUCAAUUUCUUAUAUUUUUAAUAAAUGUUGAUAUUUUAACUAACUUUAA
Messenger RNA from Eupeodes corollae, 996 nucleotides. RefSeq lists its product as uncharacterized. NCBI's taxonomy places the organism in Eukaryota, Metazoa, Arthropoda, Insecta, Diptera, Syrphidae. Gene Ontology annotation, molecular function: oxidoreductase activity. The transcript is spliced from 2 exons. The record is from RefSeq and is a predicted model, not a curated record. The coding region runs from base 130 to 897 and encodes 255 amino acids.